CCAAAACAAAAAGGUCACACUGCAAAAACAAAAACAAAACAAAGAAUCCGGGUUUAUUUUGCCAAAAAAUCAUUUGUUUAACAAUCAAAAUGACUCAAGAUAUGCUUCUUGAUGACGAGGAACCUAGCAAGAGCAAGGAGACGUUCCUGGAGAAGUUCUGCGUGCUGGCCAAGAACGCCACCGGCGCCGCAUUGCUCGACGUGCUAAAGCAGGUGCUGGAGGCUCAGAAUGUGUUCGUUUUCGGGGAGCUGCUCGUGGAGCCCAAUGUGGCGGAGCUUAAAGAUGGCCCCGACGCCAAGUACUACAACACUCUGAACCUGUUCGCCUAUGGCACGUACAAGGAGUAUCGGGCCAAGCCCGGCGACUACAUCGAACUGAGCCCGGCCAUGCAGAAGAAGCUGCAGCACCUGACCAUCGUUUCGCUGGCCAUCAAGACGAAGAGCAUUCCAUACGCCCUGCUGCAGAACGAGCUGGAAAUCGAUAAUGUGCGUCAUCUGGAGGACAUCAUCAUCGAGGCAAUCUAUGCGGACAUCAUUCAUGGCAAACUGUUCCAGAACACACGCAUUCUUGAGGUGGAGUACGCCCAGGGUCGAGACAUACCGCCCGGCAACACGGGCAAGAUUGUCGAGACUCUCCAGGCCUGGGUCAACUCCUGCGACGGUGUCUCCAGCUGCAUUGAAAACCAGAUCAAGUACGCCAAUGCAGAGAAAUCCAAGCGACUGUUCAAUAAGGAUCGCGUAGAGCAAGAUCUCAUCAACUUGAAGAAAAUGCUGAAGAGUCAGGCCUCGGACAGCGAUGAGAGCAUGCAGAUCGAUACCCAUGGACCGAGCGGCAGCGGCGGCUUGAUCCUCGCGGACCUUCGCAAGAAGCCCUCCAAGAUGAAGUCGCUGCGAAAUGCAGGAGUCGGCCUGAAGUUCAGCAAGUGAGUGCAGGCCAGCCGAGGGAGUGUUGCUGGAGAUUCGGAGCCAGGCCAUGGGGGAGUAGGCAGCACCAGCCCAAGGUCGGAUGGAACACCGCGCGGCACUUGAAAAAACGGAUCCCACUCGGCAAGCAGCAGGACGAAACCGAAACCAAAACCCAAAACGGAAAUCAUUUCACACUUCACACAACUCUGUAGGCUGUCCGCGGUCUUAAAACCAUAAUUUAGUAUCAAACUAACAAAUAAAUAAAAUAUAAUUAUAUCCAAA
Messenger RNA from Drosophila obscura, 1187 nucleotides. It is a transcript of the gene CSN7, whose product is annotated as COP9 signalosome complex subunit 7. Gene Ontology annotation, biological process: COP9 signalosome assembly. NCBI's taxonomy places the organism in Eukaryota, Metazoa, Arthropoda, Insecta, Diptera, Drosophilidae. The transcript has 5 exons. The record is from RefSeq and is a predicted model, not a curated record. Gene Ontology annotation, cellular component: COP9 signalosome. Bases 90 to 926 code for a protein of 278 amino acids.